Messenger RNA from Saccostrea cuccullata (small rock oyster), 2766 nucleotides. Its product is annotated as protein madd-4-like. Gene Ontology annotation, cellular component: extracellular matrix. Gene Ontology annotation, biological process: proteolysis; extracellular matrix organization. Gene Ontology annotation, molecular function: metalloendopeptidase activity. The record is from RefSeq and is a predicted model, not a curated record. The annotation marks the transcript as partial. NCBI's taxonomy places the organism in Eukaryota, Metazoa, Mollusca, Bivalvia, Ostreida, Ostreidae. The transcript has 15 exons.
UCAAUGUUUUAUCAUCAUUGGCUUUAAUUAAGAGUCAUAUGUUUGGCUAACUACAACUUAACAAGAUAAAGAAAACAGCCAAAUUCUCACGGAGUUUUCAGCACUUCAGUUUGUUUAUCGCGCACCACUUCUCUUUGUUUAGAGCAUUACAAGUAUUUUGAAAUAAGUGCAUUGCAUAAGAACACAGACGUAUUUUUUUUUCUUUCCCUGAGUUUGAUUUAUUAGAGCUGUAACCUGGGAAUGUAAGAUUGGCGUGAACCUCCUGGUCAGUUGAAACACCUUCAAUGCUGGUAUCGAAUUUCUUUUUCACCUGGUGACUCUGGGAGAUUUGAGGAGAUACAUUUUUCCUCGGCCCCAAAAGCUGGAGGAGAAUUCAUUUAAUAAGUAAAGACUGGUUCCGCAUCGGUGACCACACUGAAUCGUCACAUCGAGAUGUGACGGAGGAAAAAAAACAGGACUUCUGUUUCUAAAAAUGAUGGAUACUUGCUCAGAAUGAAGAUUCUGUCAGUUUAUCUUGGCAUUUUGUUCUUUUUGAGUACAGUCACGGGCGACUUUUGGAGUCCCUGGUCACCAUGGAGCAAUUGUUCCCGCACUUGUAAUGGUGGCGCCACCUUUCGGAGCAGACGAUGUAUCAAAAACCAGAGUAUGGGAUACGGUUGUCGUGCCGAAGACGUCCAGUAUAAAUUAUGUAAUGCUCAGGAGUGUACAUUGGAUGACCCUGAUUUCCGAGCUGUUCAGUGCUCGUCCUUUAAUAACAAGCCGUACUCCGGGAGGUAUCUGAAGUGGAUCCCCUACCAUGACUCCACCAGUCCGUGUGCCCUAUACUGCCAAGCAGUGGGUCCUGAUAUAACCCACAGGUUCGCCAACAAAGCACUGGAUGGAACUAGAUGCCGAAAUGGUUCCAAAGAUAUGUGCAUUGAUGGCAAAUGCUGGCACGUAGGAUGUGAUAAUGUACUUGGGUCAAAAACAGAGGUGGAUAAAUGUGGUAUCUGUGGGGGAAACAAUUCAUGUAUCACCCAGAAGCAUGCCAAAUUUCAGUGGACACAAUCUGGAUUCGGUGAAUGUUCAUCGACUUGUGGUGUAGGACAUAGAAGAACAAAGGUGGUUUGUAAAAAUCGAGUAACAGGAAAACGAGUCAGCAAUAAAAGAUGUCAGGGAGAUAAAAGACCAAAAGGGAAAAUUAAGGCCUGUCAAAGACGGGAAUGUGGAGAAAGGUACGACUGGGUAUAUGGACCUUGGAGUAAAUGUUCGUGUUCUGUUAAGUUCACUCGGAGGUCCAGACGAUGCGUCAAGUUUUAUACGAAUUCUACCCAAAUCUACGUGAAGGAAACACUCUGCAAAACUCUAACAACCGAGGCCAGAAGACCAUGUGACCGGAAGUUCUGUCCUUUGUGGCAUGUUGGCCAUUGGUCACCAUGUUCUGUAUCGUGUGGUGACGGUGUUCAACGUAGAGGUGUCGUCUGCCAACACUUUGGGAGAGAAUUUUGUGAUCUAAAAACAAAACCUUUAACAGUUCGGGCUUGUAAUACUACGCAAUGUAUAGUUCAAAGAGAUUCCAGCUAUGCAGAUUACAUGCUUAAAGAUAUACAAGAGGUGACGAUUGGGGAAUCGGACAGUAGGUCGAUAAAACGAAUACCACCCCUCAAUAUCACAGACAAGGAGCCACGCCCAAGAUAUGUAACGAGAGAAUGGCAGCCCUGCAGCGUCACGUGUGGAAGGGGCCGGAAAUGGCGUUACGUAAAAUGUCAAGUUUAUGUUCCGAACACUGGCGAAAUAUCAGAACUUCCAGACGAGGAAUGUCCUGGAUUGAAGCCUCUGGUAUCUUCUCCUUGUGUAAUAAAGGAUUGUGUACAGCAGUUCGAGUACCGCAGUGUUGGUAUGACGCCAUGUAGCCGCAGUUGUCUCGGGGGUGUGCAACAAACAAUAGUCCGAUGUGUUAAUAUACGUAACGGCUCCACUGUUAACGAUAAAUAUUGCAGUAAUGCAAAAUUUGUUCCCAUUGAAAGGAGGGUUUGCAAUGAUAUUAACUGUCCACAAAGAUGGAAAAUUGGAGAUUUUGGGGUGUGCUCGGUGACCUGUGGCGGUGGAAUUAUGCACCGUGACGUAGAGUGUAUCCAGGAGUUUGCAGCUAGAUACAGACACGUGAUCCACCUUCCGGAUAACAUGUGUGAGCAGCCCAUUCCAACACGUAAUAGAAAGUGCAGUAAUAUAGACUGUCACUCAGAGUGGAUGGCAGGUGCUUGGUCACAGUGUUCGGUAACUUGUGGUUCUGGAUAUCAGUCACGUGAUGUGUUCUGUAUCAAAAAGAAUGCUAAAGGGCAUUAUAUCAAUAUUACAUCGGAUUUAUGUGAUUCGAACACGCAGCCAACAGAUGUACAGAAAUGUAAUGAAAGUGUGUGUCCAAAACCAAAACUAAGGUCCCUUGAUGUGCAAUUCUUUCAGCUUGACAAACUAAAACGAGUAAAACUUACUAUUGGAAUGUCAGCUGUUAUCUUACCAGGAACAACCGUACUAAUUAAGUGUCCAACACGGGGAGUACAAGUUCAAGAUAUCAAGUGGCUUAAAAAUGGAACCUUUAUAACAUAUUCUGGAAGAAUCAAGUUAACUCGAAAGAGGUUCUUAAAAAUCAAAAACGCGAUUCCAGAGCUAGAUUCUGGUACGUACUCUUGUAAGGCAGGGUCCCUGCAAUCGACUUCUAGUGUCACAUUUAGUAGUGUGUAUGACAUAAUUAAAGCUACAAUGCUGAGAGAGAAAUACCUCUCUGGA